Molecule: messenger RNA, 1436 nt
Organism: Mauremys reevesii (Reeves's turtle)
Lineage: Eukaryota; Metazoa; Chordata; Testudines; Geoemydidae
Product: cytoplasmic phosphatidylinositol transfer protein 1-like
Exons: 9
Coding region: 308-1255 (315 amino acids)
Biological process (GO): phospholipid transport
Cellular component (GO): cytoplasm
Molecular function (GO): phosphatidylinositol binding; phosphatidylinositol transfer activity
Source: RefSeq, a predicted model, not a curated record
GCUGUGCCGGUAGCAGGGGAGGAAGGAGAGAGGAGCCUUUGCUCUGACUAAGAAGGGAUCGGAGAGUCCCCGGGCAUACGGGCUGGAGCCCAGCUGUUGCUCUGCUCUGAUCUCUUCUCUCCCCACGGGCGGGUGUUUCUGUCUCCCUGCAGAAUGAGUCCUUCUCCGAAGGAGGCUUGGGUGCCACUCUGCUUUCUCCACACUGACGUUUCCACUUGAUCCAGCGCUCCCAUCUGCCCCCUGCUCUCGGCUUCCUUCCAGAGGGGCUGCCCCUGCACCUUGAGCCCAGCAGAGCGAGGGGGCCACCAUGCUGAUAAAGGAGUAUCGGAUCUGCAUGCCACUCACCACUGAAGAGUACCGCGUUGGACAGCUCUACAUGAUCAGUAAGCACAGUCACCAGGAGAGCGAAAAAGGCGAGGGUGUGGAAGUGGUGAAAAAUGAGCCGCAUGAAGACCCUGUCCACGGGCCCGGCCAGUUCACCGAGAAACGUGUGCACCUGUCCAGCAAGCUGCCCAGCUGGGCCCGCGCGGUGACCCCCCGGAUAUUCUACAUCACAGAGAAGGCCUGGAACUAUUACCCCUACACCAUUACGGAGUACACGUGCUCCUUCCUGCCAAAGUUCUCCAUUUACAUUGAGACCAAGUACGAGGAUAACUGUGGAGACAACGCGAAUAUCUUCCUCAGUGACAAAGUCCUGGGCGAUCAUGAGGUCACCUUCCUGGACAUCGCCUUUGACGAGAUUCCUGAGCGCUAUUACCAGAGCCCAGAGGACCCACGGUACUUCAGCUCGGUGAAGACGGGCCGGGGGCCCUUGAGAGAAGGCUGGCAGGAGCACACUAAGCCCAUCAUGUGCUCCUACAAACUGGUCACGGUCAAGUUCGAGGUGUGGGGGCUGCAGACACGAGUGGAGCAGUUUGUCCACAAGGUGAUCCGGGACAUCCUGUUGAUAGGACACCGGCAGGCCUUCGCCUGGAUAGACGAGUGGUGCGAGAUGACGAUGGACGAGGUGCGCCAGUAUGAGAGGGAAACUCAGGAAGCCACCAACGAGAUCAUCGGCAGGGUAACGCCCUCCAUUUCCAUCAGCGAGGUGGGGCAGCCCUCGGCCACUCACAGCGCCCCUGCCAGUGCCCCCUCCACGCCACUGAGCGGUGACCCCCCAGAAUUCCUCAGCGCCCCCAAGGACAGGGCCCGGAAGAAAUCCGCUCCGGAAAUGCUGACGCUGCCAGCACUGAGGGAGCGCACCAGUGCUGAGUAAUAGCUACCCUUGGGCCAAGCCCAUCAGACAGACGCAGAGCCCCGAUUUCUUCCCCCCAUGACUUGGGGACAACGCCACCCACCUAACCUGCCUUGAGACGCCUAAACUCUACAGUUGUCCUUCAGAAUGUCGUUCCUUCCCUCCCCAAUAAAAGAGACCCCAGAUUGGUUCCAGAGCCGGA